Messenger RNA from Vigna umbellata (rice bean), 1155 nucleotides. The record is from RefSeq and is a predicted model, not a curated record. NCBI's taxonomy places the organism in Eukaryota, Viridiplantae, Streptophyta, Magnoliopsida, Fabales, Fabaceae.
AAAAAGUGACCGUGAUAGCUAAUGAGAAUUAGUGCUGCUAGUAUUUAUCUUUAUUGUCUAUAUAGUAUACUAAUGAAAAGAAGGAAAUAGUACUUGCUUGUUUUACUUUGGCGUUUAGUUUUGCGGUUUUUAGUUGUACCUAUGCCUAUUCUUUGUAAUUGGAUUCUGCAAUUAGGUUGAACCAUACCUUUUGUCCGGUAAUUCAAGGUUAAAUAUGUUUAUAGUAAAAAAAUGUUAGAUUUGGUCUUGAUUUACAGAAAUAAUAUAUUUCAGGUGUCAAGUGGAAGGAACCACACUUGACACAUUUGCAUAAAAUAUAAAUCUUUUUUAGGAACUAAAAGCUAACAAUUCCCCUACUUUGAUGUCUAAAAAUGUAUUUAACUCGUUAUUGUUUUUUACUAAGGGACUGAAUUAUGAGUUAACUAAUGGAAUUUGAUUUUGUAUAAGGUUUUACUACUGAAUCACUGAGCUACACACAAAAAGACAGCAUUAUUUCUGAGAUUCCAGCAACUAUUGCUGCUGUUAAGAACCCGACCUCUACGAUUGUCUAUGAUGAGCACAACCAUGAAAGGUUUCCCCCAGGUGACCCCAGCAAGAGGGCAUUUGCUUACUUUGUCCUUACUGGUGGUAGGUUUGCUUAUGCCUCUCUGGUUCGUCUCCUAAUCCUCAAGUUUGUGCUUAGCAUGUCUGCUAGUAAGGAUGUUCUUGCUCUGGCUUCACUUGAGGUUGAUCUCUCCAGCAUUGAGCCUGGCACCACGGUGACCGUAAAGUGGCGUGGAAAACCGGUGUUCAUCAGGCGCCGGACAGAGGAUGAUAUCAAGCUGGCAAACAGUGUUGAUGUUCUGUCUCUUCGUGAUCCCCAACAGGAUGCAGAGAGGGUGAAGGACCCAGAAUGGCUCAUUGUAAUUGGGGUUUGCACACAUUUGGGCUGCAUUCCAUUGCCAAAUGCUGGUGACUUUGGUGGGUGGUUUUGCCCAUGCCAUGGAUCACAUUAUGAUAUUUCAGGCAGAAUUAGGAAGGGACCAGCACCAUACAAUCUGGAGGUUCCUACCUAUUCCUUCUUGGAUGAGAACACGUUAUUGAUUGGUUGAAAAUGGUUGUUCUGCAUACAAAUGAGAUGAGUUUACCAAUUGGGUUGAGUAAGUUACAAUGUGC